Molecule: messenger RNA, 1967 nt
Organism: Pelobates fuscus (common spadefoot toad)
Lineage: Eukaryota; Metazoa; Chordata; Amphibia; Anura; Pelobatidae
Gene: SOX30
Product: SRY-box transcription factor 30
Exons: 6
Coding region: 78-1967 (629 amino acids)
Biological process (GO): regulation of transcription by RNA polymerase II
Cellular component (GO): nucleus
Molecular function (GO): sequence-specific double-stranded DNA binding; DNA-binding transcription factor activity, RNA polymerase II-specific
Source: RefSeq, a predicted model, not a curated record
GACGUUAGGUGAGCCUUGCUGCGGGCGGUGACCAAGUGGGGCAGGGAGGAUUUUGGGAGAAAUCUCUGAAGAAGGGCAUGAACACUCCGGGCCUGUCUGCAAACCCGGGGCAGAAAGAUGUCCAAGGGCCCAUGGAGAUGGUAUGGGAGAUCCGAGGUCUGAAUUUGGACCACACCGAGGAGGAGCCCUUCCCAUCCACCCAGAUUAUACAUAUAAAGGAACAGAAACGCGGGCUGCUCUAUAAAACUGGCCAAACACAGACUGAAAGGGCCCUAUUGAGAUCAAGGGCGGUGAGUGGUCAGAUAGUGAGUGAUUUCAAUGGUGGUAGAGAAAUGAGUGGUCAGGAGGCGGCUUUCCCUGACAUUGGCCACUCCUGGGGCCAAUAUUGUGCAGCCAGUACUCAGACUGGCCAACACAUGGACACACAGAGUAACAAUCAGACCAUCCCCAGCAUCACUUGUUUCUUAUCAAAUAAAAGAAAAAUCAAAAUGGAAAAAAAUGAUGAUGACGAAAUCGCAGAACAGUUGGAGAAAAAGGAUCAAAUUGUGCAGAACCAAGACAUGUUUAGCUCAAUCUCCAAAGACUUAGGAAAGCCAAUAAUUGUUCAUGGCCUCCCGCCGGCGACCAUGGUGCAACUCCAACCAGUAUCAGUGUCAGAUGUAGUCAAAAGUUCCACUCUUUCCCAGAUACCGUUUCCAUUAAAGAUACAGUCUUUAGCAGGGCCUUCGAAUAAAUUGCAAAGUAAAGAUGUUCCUCUUACAGUGCUUCCUUCAGAAGCAGGAAUGCCUGAAAGACCUUUUAGUACAAAUCGCAGUGGGCAAGUUAAGCGUCCUAUGAAUGCAUUUAUGGUGUGGUCAAGAAUUCACCGCCCAGCAAUGGCUAAAGCUAAUCCAUUGGCCACUAAUUCAGAGAUUAGUGUACAGCUAGGGCUAGAAUGGAGUAAGUUAAGUGAAGAGCAAAAGAAGCCAUACUUUGAAGAAGCACAAAAAAUCAAAGAGAAGCACAGCAAAGAAUUUCCAGACUGGGUCUACCAACCACGUAUUGGAAAGAGGAAAUGCUACCCCUAUAAUGUUUCCAGUGAACUCUUCUGUCCUUCCUCAAAGUCCUCUCCAGUAUGUUCCUUAAGCUCCUCUGUCUACACUGUUACAAUGCCUCCAUCGGAUCUGGCUAAUGUUAUUGGAGACUUCUCUACAUACCCAUAUUCUACACAGGGAUUGGAGCCAUACACUGAAAAUUGUACCAAGGAGACAGUAAGAUCUUCCCCACUGCCAGUACAGCCAACAUCUACCAUAUCAGAACCAGAACAGGCUGUGAGUCCACCCAUUCAAGAAUCCGAACCAACCUUGCUUGCAGACAACAAUACCACGGCAUCACAGACCCAGACCACAGCAUUAUCCACUUACUCCAUUCCUGAUCUGCAUCAUACAAAUGAAUUUGGAAGUAUGCCCUCCUGUAAUCGAUCUGGAUGCAUCCCUCCAACUCAGAGCCUUCCACAUGGAUAUCAGGCACCACACUUUAUGCCUUGUCUCUUUGGAGCUCCCAUGCCCUAUUCUUUUCAUCAUCCCUAUUUUAUGCACAGACCUCAAUUUAUGCCUUCCAGCACCUGCCCAUUCAUCCUUCCUCCUUUUCCACUCGGGGUUUUUUAUCCCACAUUGCAAGAGGGCAUGAAUUAUGAUGAUAAUUGCCAAAAACAGGAAGGCCUUUUCUCUGGUUGUGAUGGACUUUGCCCUGUGCCCGGACGCAGUGAUGAGUGUGGACAAAGCAUGGCUUCAUAUGACUGCAAUCAAAUGGAAUAUGACUCUCCAUACCAUGAAUCAGAUGAAUAUCUUCCUGUAAUUCAACAAGUGGAUCCAGAAGACAUUCAAAGUGUAUUUUCACCUUCAACCUCACAACUAUCCCUCAUUGAACAGGUCAAUGUAACUGAUGUUGAUGAUGAGGAAGUAAUUAAAAUUUUUGGAAAUUUAUAG